Messenger RNA from Pygoscelis adeliae (Adelie penguin), 1341 nucleotides. It is a transcript of the gene CATSPERD, whose product is annotated as catsper channel auxiliary subunit delta. NCBI's taxonomy places the organism in Eukaryota, Metazoa, Chordata, Aves, Sphenisciformes, Spheniscidae. Gene Ontology annotation, cellular component: CatSper complex; sperm principal piece. The record is from RefSeq and is a predicted model, not a curated record. Gene Ontology annotation, biological process: sperm capacitation; flagellated sperm motility.
AUGGCGCCUCAGCCCUGGCGGAUGCUGGUGGCUGAGCUGUGCCUGUGGCUCUGCUCGUGGGGCUGUGGGGGCAGCUCAGGUUGCAGCCACGUGCUGCUGGCAUACUCAAUACAUUUUGGCCAUGACAUGAAGCCGGCAAGAGGCACUCACGUGAGCUACCACAGUGCCAGCCCCAUGGUCCUGCAGCACCCCUGCGAGGGACAUGGCCCCGGUGGGAGGGAGGCAAAGGUGGCCACGUACCUGGGGAAGGAUGUUUUCAUCAGCCUGAAUGCUUUUGAGAGCAGCCUCUCACCAUUCUCCAUCCCAGAAGAGCUUCAGGCCAAGGAAGCCAUCGUCAGUGCCAUUGUCUUCACACACAAGGACAAGGUCUUGAUGGUGGUCGACGGCCGGGUCUACGUGUAUUUCAAGAGCCUCAACAGGGGCUCCCAGAUUGCAGUCUUGACCCAGGACAGACACCUCUUCUACGGUAGCAUCAGCCAGGUCACUAGCAUGGUGCACACUGCCAAGGAUGCAAGCAUAGAUUUGAAAAACACAGGGAUGCUCUUUGAAGAAAGAGGGUGGCUGACCUUACUCAGUGCUGCGAUUAGCAAUUUCACUCAGCUGUAUGACUUCAAUAAAUGCAAGCUCAACUUGCAGUUAGCAGUCUGCAGAUCUCAGCAGUCCUGCACCACAGAGAUCCUCACGGGAGCCUUCCAGAACAAGAUCUAUUACACUGACAUGCAUGAAGGUCUGACUUUGAAGGCCACAUUUGUGCCCAAGCCAGGCAAAAGGUCCACUCCCUUGGUGACAGUGAGCAACCCCAUGUGCUGGCUUUCAGUGUUUCUGGAGCAGCAGUAUUUCUCUGAAUUUGCAGACACUGACUUCUGCGAUGGCGUAUGCGAUGGAGAGUUGUCUACUGAUGUGGCCAUCCCUGACAAUCCAAUUGGUUGUAUUGAUGUGGCUCCCCUGACUGCACUUGUUGCAAAGUGGACUUUGCUAGAGGAACAGGAGUCUCCAGAUCCAAAUACUGCAUGGACCAGAAGAAACUACAGGAGCUUUAAGGAUAGGAAUGGACCUGAAUUAAAGUGGCCCUCAGUCAAGUAUCAGGUUCUUGAUGGAGACAAAAAUAAGAUCAUUUUCCCUCCCUAUAAUGGUCUAUAUAUCUUUAAAGCCAUUGUAAUGGAUACAUUUUACAGUUAUUGUGAUUUAUCCCUAAACUUCUCAGUAUAUGUCUAUGGUGCUUUUCUCAGGAACUACCUACAUUUUUGGGCAUCACUGACAGUCUUUCUGAUUUUACUUUUGAUUUUUACAAGAUACUCCCUAUCUCAUUUAUCACUCUACAAAGUGAGAUGCAAAAGUUGA